CUUGUGCAAAUCAUGAAUGAUGGUGUUCUUGUAACACUUGAAUAGGCGGAACAUGAGGGAACAACAGCAUUUCAACCUUAACAUCUGUCCGGUGGCCAAGCUGCAAUCCAUAAUUCAUGUUCGUGAACGUAAAGUUAUUUCUGAGUUGAACAUCGGAUUUCAACGUUGGGUAGCCUAGCACGUCUUCGGGUAGCCUACCAACCGUGCACAGCCUAGACUACCGCUCUUCAACCGUCCCUCUUCUCCAGCAUCGCGGCUCUGGUGGUGGACGGGUGUAGUCUGGUAUAUGGGUGUUGAACUGAUGUCUCCGCCUGUUAGGAAUCUAAAGUGCCCCUCGCCGGUGAUGUGUCAGUGUAAGGUCAUCUGCAGCAACCGGACUCUCUCCCUCAUGUUCGGUUGCAAGAAGUACCGGUACCAGGAUGAGGAGACGCCCCCCUUGGAGCACAGUCCAGCCCAUCUGGGUCAAGGGAAAAGUGCUGAAAUGCUUCACAUGAGUGACAAGAACCUCGCCGCCAUGGAGGCAAUGCAUGGCUACACGCCGCACACACACAUCUCCCCUAUCAAGCCGGUGUUGAUGUCGUCAGGCCACAAUCCUAUGUACACCUCUGCUGUUUCCACACUGGGGAAUUCCCCUCCAGUGGUGGUGAAUACCGACACGCUCGACGGCUCUCCCUACGUCAACGGGACAGAGGGGGAAAUUGAGUAUGAAGAGAUUACACUGGAACGAGGUAACUCAGGCCUGGGCUUCAGUAUAGCUGGGGGGACAGAUAACCCUCAUGUUGGUGAUGACCCCAGCAUCUUCAUCACCAAGAUCAUCCCUGGAGGAGCUGCGGCCCAGGACGGACGGCUGAGUGUGAAUGACAGUAUCCUGUUUGUGAAUGAUGUGGAUGUGAGGGAGGUGACCCACAGUCUGGCAGUGGAGGCUCUGAAGGAGGCGGGGGCCAUCGUCCGCCUCUACGUGCUCCGCAGGAAACCAGCCGCAGAGAAAGUCACCGAGAUCAAACUCAUCAAAGGGCCGAAAGGUCUAGGUUUCAGCAUCGCUGGAGGGGUGGGGAACCAGCACAUACCAGGAGACAACAGCAUCUAUGUCACUAAGAUCAUCGAGGGUGGGGCUGCUCACAAGGACCAGCGGCUGCAGAUAGGGGAUAAGAUACUGGCGGUGAACAGUGUGUGUCUGGAGGACGUGAUGCAUGAGGAUGCAGUGGGAGCCCUGAAGAACACAGCCGAGGUGGUUUACCUCAGGGUGGCCAAGCCUAACAACCUCUACCUGAACUCCUACAACCCGCCAGACCUUACCAGCACUUACUCCGCUCACAUGGACACAGAUCUUGGCCACCCCACCUACCUUGGAUCAGAUUACCCACAAGCCCUCACUCCCACCUCACCCAGUCGCUUCUCUCCAGUGUUGCACAGCAUGAUGGGGGAUGAAGACCUUCCCAGGGAGCCUAGGAGAGUGCUGAUCCACCGGGGUUCUACAGGCCUGGGUUUUAACAUCGUGGGAGGAGAGGAUGGCGAGGGGAUCUUUAUCUCCUUCAUCCUGGCAGGGGGGCCUGCCGACCUCAGCGGAGAGCUGCGCAAGGGCGACCAGAUCCUCAGCGUGAAUGGAGUGGACCUGCGUAUCGCCACCCAUGAGCAGGCUGCGGCAGCCCUGAAGAACGCUGGCCAGACUGUCACCAUCAUCGCCCAGUACAGACCAGAGGAGUACAGCCGUUUCGAAGCGAAGAUCCACGACCUGAGGGAACAGCUGAUGAACAGCAGCAUGGGUUCUGGUCAGACGACACUGAGGAGCAACCCCAAGAGAGGCUUCUAUAUCAGGGCCCUGUUUGACUAUGAUAAGACAGCAGACUGUGGUUUCCUGAGCCAGGCGGUGGGCUUCAGGUUUGGUGACGUGCUCCAUGUCCUGGACUGUGGUGAUGAGGAGUGGUGGCAGGCCAGACGGGUCAGUCCUCAGACAGACGUUGAGGAGGUCGGCUUUAUUCCCAGCAAACGCAGGGUAGAAAGGAAAGAGUGGUCUCGCAUGGGCACCAAAGAGAGGGAUCACAGUCGGGACAGCCUCGGAUCUCAAGGGAGGGACGAUUCUCAACACAGCUAUGAAGCAGUGACACAAGUGGAGGUGCAUUAUGCCAGGCCCAUCAUAAUAUUGGGUCCCAUAAAGGACAGGGUAAAUGAUGACCUGCUGUCAGAGUUCCCUGACAAGUUUGGAUCUUGUGUCCCUCACACCACGCGGCCCAAGCGGGAGUACGAGGUGGACGGGCGGGACUACCACUUUGUGUCGUCACGGGAACAGAUGGAGAAGGAUAUCCAGAGCCACCGGUUCAUCGAGGCGGGCCAGUACAACAGCCACCUAUACGGGACCAGCGUCCAGAGCGUGCGAGAGGUGGCGGAGCAGCAGGGGAAACACUGUAUACUGGACGUGUCGGCCAAUGCUGUCCGCAGACUACAGGCCGCUCAGCUACACCCCAUCGCCAUCUUUGUCCGGCCCAAGUCACUGGAGAAUGUCCUAGAGAUCAACACUCGUCUGACAGAAGAGCAGGCCAGAAAGGGCAUGGACCGUGCUCUCAAGCUGGAACAGGACUUCAUCGAGUGCUUCUCAGCUGUGGUGGAAGGUGACAGCUUCGAGGAGGUUUACCACAAGGUGAAGACGGUGAUCGAGGAGCAGUCGGGGCCUUACAUCUGGAUCCCCACCCGGGAGAGGCUGUGAAGCUGCCCCAUAACCCACCUCCACCCCCCAACCACCCUCAGCCAGUCUGCCCUCCAGCCCAACCAGCGCUCAGAGAGACAGAGAGAGACAUAGAGAGACACACAAACACACACAGGGGGACACGUGAAGAUAGAGACACAUAAUCACACGGAGAGAGAGACACAGAGUAAUACUAAAAGAGAGACACAGGUAUAGAAACCCAGAGAAACAGGUAAGGACAGUAUUUAAUCAGUAUUCAUAUAUAAUCCAUGUGUGGUGAGUACUGAGCGAGACUGGAGAGAGGUGACCAAGUUGGGCGUGGCAAGGCAGGGCGGUGGGCAUCCCCAGAAUAAGCACAGGGUAACGGAUCCGCCAUCUCCCCCUCUCCGUCUCCCUCAGUCUCAUUUGACAUCCUCACUGACAAACAGGCGGGCAAAACCAUCAGCAGCCCUUCCGAUCCCUCCUUUUUUAUAUCCCUGAGCCUCCUCUCCUCCUCCUGUCAACUCUCUCUCUCCAUUCAGGACAUGAAAUGGAGAGAGAGAGAGAGAGAGAGAGUGAGAAGGAGUGCAUAGACUGUGGAGGGACACACAGAUCAUAUUGAGUCCCUCUGACCCGGAGGAGGCUCUAUUCUAGUGAAAAGGCUUUGCUCCGUGUAUGAACAACUAGGAACAUCAUCUCACUAACCAAGACUGGCAUUCGCUCAAUCACCCAUGAAUAGCAUUUUGCGAGGGCAUUUUUCGAAAGCAGCUCAAAUAUAAACUCAAAUUCUGAAUUUGUGCAUGCGUCCUCAAAGGCAACAGAUAUGGGAGUUGAGGAAAAUGAUGGAAAAUAAGAAGAAAGGAAGAAGAAGAGGAGAAAUGACUGGGCGGUGCGCACCACCCGUUUCCCCCUCCAUUUUGAUGGGCGGGGAGUUUCUAGCAUGUCUCAACAGAGAGAGGAGCAGUACAGAUGGAGAAAGAGGAGGGGCUAACUCACUGUGUGCAUAGACAAUGGAAGACCUCGUGUAUAACCUCUGGGGUCUCUUCUGUACGGCACACACAGUCCGCCCGUACAGUAGGGCCAUUCUAAAUCCACCCGGCUCAUCUCCAAAAGCACUGGGCCGUCUGCCCUGUUUGUAACGGCCAGGCAGAUUCCAUGCUGAAUGUUCUCUUUAAGGCAUAACAGCAGAGUCCUUAGCUUCAGCGCAUUAGUGUUAAGAGCACCACAGCCAAUUCUCUGAUCACUCUUCCAAAUAGACCCUCAACGACCCACACACAGUGUUCUCACUGGCCUGUGUGUGUGUGUGUGUGUGUGUGAGAGAAUGUGUGUGUGUGAGAGAGAGUGUGUGUGUGUGUGUGUGGACUGUGUGAGGAUUAAAUCUCUCUUCCUCUCUACCACUCUUUCUCUCUCUCUUUCUUUCCUCACAAAUUAAGGCUUCGUGUAUAUAUAACACGGUGAACAGACAAAAUGGCCGAUACAAAUAUAUAUUUUUAAUGACGAUUUAUAACAGGAGUUAGAGCCUGUAAAAUGUAAUAUCUCUUCAACAAUAUUCCAUUGCUUUGUUUGGGUAAACUUUCUCUUGUGUUCUGGGAUUUGUUUUGGUCCUUGACCAUCGAUUUGCCCUUCCACAACACACAGUCCUGACACACAAACACACAAAGGAACACAUAAUAACUGAGGUAUAGCUGAGCUAUAACUGAGAAAUAUCUGAGAUAUAACUGAGAAAUAUCUGAGAUAUAACUGAGAUAUAACUGAGAUAUGACUGAGAUAUAAAUUAGCUAUAACUGAGAAAUAUCUGAGCUAUAACUGAAAUAUAUCUGAGCUAUAACUGAGAUAUACCAGAUAUGACUGAGCUAUAACUGAGCUAUAACUGAGGUGUAACUGAGAUAUAACUGAGGUGUAACUGAGAUAUAACUGAGCUAUAACUGAGGUGUAACUGAGAUAUAACUGAGAUAUAACUGAGGUGUA
Messenger RNA from Oncorhynchus masou masou (cherry salmon), 4627 nucleotides. Its product is annotated as disks large homolog 4-like. Gene Ontology annotation, molecular function: kinase binding. Gene Ontology annotation, biological process: cell-cell adhesion; chemical synaptic transmission; postsynaptic neurotransmitter receptor diffusion trapping. The coding region runs from base 287 to 2701 and encodes 804 amino acids. The transcript is spliced from 22 exons. Gene Ontology annotation, cellular component: neuron projection; neuromuscular junction; basolateral plasma membrane. NCBI's taxonomy places the organism in Eukaryota, Metazoa, Chordata, Actinopteri, Salmoniformes, Salmonidae. The record is from RefSeq and is a predicted model, not a curated record.